This is a messenger RNA of Cajanus cajan (pigeon pea), 1845 nucleotides long. RefSeq names its product isoflavone 3'-hydroxylase. NCBI's taxonomy places the organism in Eukaryota, Viridiplantae, Streptophyta, Magnoliopsida, Fabales, Fabaceae. The record is from RefSeq and is a predicted model, not a curated record. Gene Ontology annotation, molecular function: oxidoreductase activity, acting on paired donors, with incorporation or reduction of molecular oxygen; iron ion binding; heme binding.
AUGAGUUUCAGUAGAGUAGGUAGUGGAAUCCAUAAGCACUGCGUCACCUUAAUUACUGGCGCGUCUAAUAAAUAGUUCCACCCCACCACGUACACCGACACACACAUUACAACGCAAGCUGCGUUACCUCACACUUAAUUGCUAAUGGCACCGUUCCUCUACUACUCCCUCCUCUUCCUCGCUUUCACCCUCACUAUUAAGAUUUUGCUCCAAGCCCAAUCAAGAAGGCCCAAAAACCUCCCCCCGGGCCCACCGCCCUUCCCGCUCAUCGGAAACCUCCACCGCCUGAAGCCGCCCAUCCACCGCAGCAUCUCCGCGCUCUGCCGGACCUACGGCGACAUCGUCUCGCUCUGGUUCGGCUCCCGCCUCGUCGUGGUGGUGUCGUCGCCGUCGCUGGUGCAAGAAUGCUUCGGGAGAAACGACGUCGUGCUGGCGAACCGGCCGAGGUUCCUGGCGGGGAAGUACAUCUUCUACAAUAGGUCGGCCUCCUACGGCGACCACUGGCGCAACCUCCGCCGCAUCACCACCAUCGACGUGCUCUCCACGCACCGCCUCAACUCGUUUGUCGGGAUUCGCAGGGACGAGGCGAGGAGGCUGGUUGCGAGGCUGGGACAGGACGCCACGUGUCGCGAGGGCGAGGCGCUUAAGAAGGUAGCGCUGAGGCCGAGGCUGACGGAGAUGACGUUCAACGCCAUGAUGCGGAUGAUUUCCGGGAAGAGGUAUUACGGCGAUGACUGCGACGUGACGGACGCUGAAGAAGCCAAGCAGUUCAGGGAGAUCAUAUCGGAGAUGCUGUCGCUGUUAGGUGCCAACAACAAGGGUGAUUUCUUGCCUCUUCUCAGGUUGUUUGAUUUUGAUGAUUUGGAGAAGAGGCUGAAGAGGAUUGCGAAGAGAGCUGAUGCGUUCUUGCAGAGUCUGAUUGAGGAGCAUCGCAGUGGGAAGCACGGGAAUGCUGACACCAUGAUUGAUCAUCUCUUGAAACUGGGAGAGUCGCAGCCUGAGUACUAUUCGGAUCAUAUGAUCAAAGGUCUUAUCCAGGCUAUGCUUCUUGCUGGAACAGAUACAUCAGCUGUGACCAUAGAGUGGGUGAUGUCUGAAUUAUUGAACAACCCCGAAGUAUUAAAGAAAGCAAAGGAUGAAAUAGACACACAAAUUGGAAAGGACCGAUUGGUAGAAGAACAAGAUCUAUCAAAACUUCCAUACCUUCAAAACAUAAUUUCCGAGACACUUCGAUUGCAUCCUCCAGCUCCAUUACUAUUGCCACAUGAAUCUUCAGAGGAUUGUACCAUUGGAGGAUACCAUAUUCCACGAAACACUAUAGUCUUGACUAAUGCGUGGCUCAUUCAUAGUGAUCCUAAACUUUGGAGUGACCCCAUGAGCUUUAUGCCCGAGAGAUUUGAAAAAGAAGGGGAAGUGAACAAGUUAAUUACAUUUGGGCUAGGGCGUAGGGCUUGCCCCGGAUUGGGCCUGGCCCAACGUACGGUGGGCUUCACAAUGGCACUAUUGAUCCAAUGCUUCGAAUGGGAACGAGAAAGUGAGGAAAAACUUGACAUGAUGGAGGACAAAGGGAUUACCAUGCCGAAGCUAAUUCCGUUACAAGCCAUGGCCAAAUCACGACCUAUCGUCAAUGACGUCAUGAAGUAAUUAAUUAGUAUUUUGCAGUAAUUGUAGUGAUGUGUGAUGACAAAAUAAAUAUGCAUUUUCAAUGCUUAAGGGACGUGAAUAAUGUGUAUUCUAGAGUAAAAUAAAAUGUUGAAUAACGAUCAUGUAAUGAUUAACAAUUAACGGAUGGUUAGUGUAUACAAAUUAGCUCCUCUUAAAUUUAUAUUUUGUAGUUGAUAUUUA